Messenger RNA from Musa acuminata subsp. malaccensis (wild Malaysian banana), 1373 nucleotides. RefSeq names its product protein EXORDIUM-like 7. The record is from RefSeq and is a predicted model, not a curated record. NCBI's taxonomy places the organism in Eukaryota, Viridiplantae, Streptophyta, Magnoliopsida, Zingiberales, Musaceae.
UGUGAUCAAAGUUCAUGGUAUUUAUCCCCUUAGGAAAUCUAAAUUAAUGUUACAGGGAAUUGCCUUCUUUUUUGCUAAGUAUUAUUGUAUGAGCGUGGGUACAUGGAAGCAAUAGAUACAUGGCAAAAGCGAGACAUGUCAGAUUCUAAAGCCAAAGGCAAAGUUGAUUCAAACCUGUUAAAGCCCUCAGUCUCCUUCCUGCACAGAACAUAUGGCCAUGGGAAAGAUGAGCAGGCUGUGUCUUCUCCUCCUCUCCUCGCUCUCUUGCUUCUCUGCCAUUGCCUUGUCAUGGCAGCAGCCUCGCCCAGAGACGGUCGACCUUGCAUACCACAUGGGGCCUGUCCUCACCUCCCCCGUUAACGUCUACACCAUAUGGUAUGGCCACUGGGAGGCAGCUCCACAAGGCAUCAUCAGGGACUUCCUGCUCUCCCUCUCCGCCCCUUCUCCUUCCCCCUCCGUCGGCGACUGGUGGCGCACCGUCCGCCUCUACACCGACCAAACCGGCUCCAACGUCACCGGCAGCUUCGUGCUGGCCGGCGAGCUGCACGACUCGGCCUACUCGCACGGCGCCACGCUGUCCCGCCUCGCCAUCCAGUCCGUCAUCAGGUCCGCCGUCGCCGCCCACCCGCAGCGGCUGCCGCUGGACCCGCGCAACGGGCUCUACCUGGUCCUCACCUCGCCCGACGUGGAGGUGGAGGACUUCUGCCGGGAGGUCUGCGGCUUCCACUACUUCACCUUCCCGGCGGUGGUCGGCGUGACGGUGCCGUACGCGUGGGUGGGGCACAGCGGCUCGCAGUGCCCGGGGAUGUGCGCUUACCCGUUCGCGCUGCCGGAAUACAUGGUGGGGGUUCACAACGCGAGCGGCGGCGUUCGGGCUCUCGGAGCGCCCAACCGGGACGUGGGCGCCGACGGCAUGAUCAGCGUGAUAGCCCACGAACUGGCGGAGACGUCGAGCGAUCCGCUGAUCAAUGCGUGGUACGCGGGCGACGACCCGGCCGCCCCGGCGGAGAUCGCCGACCUCUGCGUCGGUGUCUACGGGUCGGGAGCGGGAGGCGGGUACGUGGGGAGCGUGUUCAAGGGAUCAGAGGGGGAGGCUUACAACCUGCAUGGGGUGAACGGGAGGAGGUUUCUUGUGCAGUGGGUGUGGAACCCUGUAAAGAUGACUUGUUUUGGUCCAAAUGCCAUGGAUUAAAGGGCUGUUGUAAUCUUGAGUUGAGGGAGGGAAUAGCCUCAAUCCCUCCUGCAGACACACACAAGAAAAGGAAGAAGAAGACACAGUCUGUCACCUUUCAUUUUGAAGUUCUUCAAGAACAAAUGCCCCAACUAAAAGCAGAUUGUUUUACAUUCAAAUAGCCAGCUUUUGAUUGAUUUCA